AUGGGAGGUCUGAUCAUCCCACUACACUCUUCACAAACACAGAAAUCGCAUCAUGCAACUGCAGGAAGUGCAGCAUCAACUGUAUCCUCUGCAGGCUCUGAUACGCUGCCAAGUGGUUAUGCAGCGCAGAAUGCGACAAGCACAUCUACUGAUCCGACCGCCACACUGGCCGCGGGAGCUAGCUCCGUCGCUCCAACUCCUUCGAAAGGGCUGCAGAUCAGUCUUGUAAACAAGAUGGCUUCAAACAACAUCAAGAUGUACAUGUCUGGCCUUGAUAUGAACGGCUCACUCAUAUUCCUCGACCAGAGCGGAAAAUGGUUCUAUCCGCAAGCCAACGGUACCACACCGCAGCCCAUCCCUUCAAACGUCGAGUUCAGCCUCGGAGGAGCCAAUACGUCCCUGAACUUCAUGACUCCGGGCUAUAUUCGCAGCGCCCGCAUCUGGAUCUCGCAGGGUAGCCUGAGCUUCUUUUCUGUCGCCACACCUGAUGGGCCUGGUCUCGUGCAGCCGGCUGCUGUCAACCCGGAUGAUCCCAACACCUUGAUCAACUAUGGAUUCGCAGAAUUUGAUUGGGAACCUUUGAGCGGACUUUAUGCCGAUAUCACCGCUGUCGACUUCGUUGGUCUGCCUCUUGGCAUGGAGCUGAUCGAUACGGAUGACAACCGGUUCACCGCUCUAGGCACGCCUGCUAAUGCGGCACCGGUUUUGUGCGACAUGUUGAAAAGGCAGGAGGAUGGCGUCUCACCAUGGGGCGAUCUAUGUGUCUACAACGCCGCUGGUGAAGUCAUUCGUGUCAUCUCACCAGGCAACCUCGUCGCUCAAGAACCCACCGCCUUCGACGGAAUUUUCGACGACUAUGUCAACCACGUCUACGCGCACUACUCCUUCGCCGAUCUCACCAUCAUUACCCAAACCGAUUACGGAAACGUCACCUGCCGCGUCCUCGACGACGACCAAUUCCACUGCGACGGCGACAACCGCGGCUACCCCAAACCCAGCGCAGCCGACAUCUUCGGCUGCAACAGCGGCCCCUUCGCCAUCAUGAAAGGCGACAACGCCGUCCACUACGCCAUCGUGCCCCGUCUCUGCGCGGCAUUCAACCGCGCUACUCUCUUAUUGCCCGGAGGUGAUCAACAGCCCGGACCUCGACCACCGACAUUCUAUACCGCUGCGCCGAAUAAUUGGUACAGUGCCUUCACGCAUCAACUUGAGGUCGGCGGCGGAGGAUAUGCCUUCUCAUAUGAUGAUGUUGAACUCUCCCAUGCGGAUAGUGCGGCGGGUCUGCUGGCUUCGAUGAAUCCGGAGGAAUUGGUAAUUUAUGUUGGCGGGUCAUGA
This is a messenger RNA of Dissoconium aciculare CBS 342.82, 1335 nucleotides long. RefSeq names its product glycoside hydrolase family 64 protein. The transcript is spliced from 2 exons. NCBI's taxonomy places the organism in Eukaryota, Fungi, Ascomycota, Dothideomycetes, Mycosphaerellales, Dissoconiaceae. The record is from RefSeq and is a predicted model, not a curated record. Bases 1 to 1335 code for a protein of 444 amino acids.